UUGGCGGCGCGCGCGGGCCGGGCCGUUCCGGGCCGUUCCGGGCCGGGCGGGCGGAUCCCGGCGGAUCCCGGCGCAGGAUCGCGGCGGGUCCCGGCGGAGCGGGAUGAGCGGCGGGCGGCGCCGGGACGAGCCGCCGCACCCGCAGCACCACGCGGUGGCCAACGGCGGCGCGGCCGGGCGCGGCUCCGUGUGGGGCAAAGCGCUGCGCAGCGACUCCGCCUGGCACGAUAAGGACGAGUUUUUAGAUGUGAUCUACUGGUUCCGGCAGAUCAUUGCAGUUAUUUUGGGAAUCAUCUGGGGAGUAGUUCCACUGAAGGGAUUCGUGGGAAUAGCAGUAUUCUGCCUGAUCAAUGCUGGUGUUCUGUACCUCUACUUCAGCAGCUUCCAGCAGAUAGAUGAGGAGGAAUAUGGUGGGACAUGGGAGCUAACGAAGGAGGGAUUCAUGACAUCUUUUGCACUGUUCCUGGUGGUUUGGAUUAUCUUCUAUACUGCCAUCCACUAUGAUUGACACAGUCUACAGCAUUUGCCUGUUAAAUCAGUCAUCAUCAAUAGAGAAGGUUUUAAUAAAUCCUAGUCUUUAGUGGACUGGUGGCAAAGUGGGAAAGUCAAACCAGCUCUCCCCUGUACCAGUGGUCUGGGUAGCCUGGAGGAGCCCAAACUCUUCUGCUGGAGAAGCCUGUCUCAGUUUUAUAUACCCGUGAAUUAUUGGAACUAUUAAAAAGCCAUUGGAAUUUUUGGAAGUGGUUCAAGACUGUUCAAAUUUGGAACUUUCUGUGACUCUAGCCAGUAACUCUUACCAAACUCCUGUGUGCCGAAGGUUGAAACUAUUAAUUUAAUGUGUGUAUGCCCUUCUGUUUGAAAUCUGUCAUUAAACCCUGACUUGUCUUCCAUGGUUGUCCUUUAGACAAACAGUGUUUCAAAAGCAGUUGUAGGUAUGUGGGCAGAAGGCACAGCAGCACCCAGGACACGAGCUGGUGGCUGUCCUUAGCAUGUGUUUGUAGUAACCAGAUCUGAUUUGAUUAAACAGACUGUAUUGUUACCAUUUCUAAUA
This is a messenger RNA of Passer domesticus (house sparrow), 1051 nucleotides long. It is a transcript of the gene RAB5IF, whose product is annotated as RAB5 interacting factor. The transcript has 4 exons. Lineage: Eukaryota; Metazoa; Chordata; Aves; Passeriformes; Passeridae. The record is from RefSeq and is a predicted model, not a curated record. Gene Ontology annotation, biological process: mitochondrial respirasome assembly. Bases 104 to 508 code for a protein of 134 amino acids.